This is a messenger RNA of Aspergillus tanneri, 636 nucleotides long. RefSeq lists its product as uncharacterized. The record is from RefSeq and is a predicted model, not a curated record. Lineage: Eukaryota; Fungi; Ascomycota; Eurotiomycetes; Eurotiales; Aspergillaceae. Bases 1 to 636 code for a protein of 211 amino acids. The transcript has 2 exons.
AUGCCAGCAUGGUGUGUGGCCCCCGAGGUUCUCCGCCAUUUAAAAAAUCGCGCCCAUCAAAUCCCACACGCCGAUGCUGUCCAGAUUAGCGAGAAGUUGGACCAGGCGUUGGUUGGAAUACCCGUACAACCUGAUGGUUUAUUAUGUCGGCGGGAUUCCCCGGGCUGUCAGUACAUAGGAAGAACAAUUGAGAAUAUGCGAAAGCACUGGCGCACCACCCAUGGAUGGUCCCAGUAUCCGCAUGGUGGUCGAGUAAGCCGUGACGAGCGCGUGCGUGCAGAUGCUGAGCUGCAGCGAUCCUUUAUAUCUGUGACAUGCCAGCAGAUAUUCCCAUCGCGCAAAGGAUCGCAUUAUAUUCACAUCCGCAAUCCAAAUGAGAACGACGAACCGGCGAUCCCCACAGAUGAUAUCCAGGUUGCUGUCCAGGAGCUAGAGAACGCGUGGAAGGAGGCGCAGUCCACGCCGAGUACAAUUCAGGCAUCUGAUAUUACCGACGCCAACCCAUGGCUGCGCAUGACCCGGUGGUCCGAGUAUUUAGAAGGAAUCGCACCAAAGGAUCUAUUCCACAGGCCUGGGGCGGAUGUUGGUAGAGUCUGGUUAGGGUCGGAUAACAGUGGGGCGAGGAUCGUGCGCUGA